AUGACAAAUCACAUGCCCUAGCGAAGUUAGUGCUUGUAUAUAUUGUGUACAGAGGAUUGUGGUCACUUGCUUCGUGUCUUUAGACUUCUCAUAUCUCACAAUGAACACGGUACUGCUGCUUGCUUUAAUAUCGCCUGCUGUGGCAAGUGUUUGCCGAUUUCCACCGAGUCUCUGGUGCAGCUCAGAAGAAAUAGCGGAGCAGUGCAAGGUGUACGAACAAUGCAAAGCAUCAGAGUGGACCCAGUCAGCUGUGGCUGCUCCAGUGCAGUUUGAGCUUUACUAUGAAUCACUCUGUCCAGACUGCCAGGAUUUCAUUGAAGGACAAUUAUAUCCGACAUUCCAGAAAGUUGGCAACAUAAUGAAUCUUACACUUAUUCCUUACGGAAAUGCUAAGGAGCAAAAAGGACCUCAAGGAGAGUACAUAUUUACCUGUCAGCAUGGAGAAUUGGAGUGCAUUGGGAAUACGAUUGAGACUUGUGCUAUCUACGAGUUGAAGAACAUCAGCAUUUACUUUCCCUUCAUCCACUGUAUGGAACUAUCACUGCGAUCAUAUAAUCCAUAUGAAGCAGCAUCUGUUUGCUCCAAUAAAACUGGAGUUCCAGUCCAGAACAUCUUGAACUGUGCCAACAGCAGCCUUGGCAACACUUUGGAACACCAGAUGGCACUCAAGACAGAUGCCCUGCAGCCUUCUCAUGAAUAUGUUCCUUGGGUCACCUUGAAUGGGGUUCAUACAGAGAAAAUAAAUAAUAAAGCAGUGAAGAAUCUUCUGAAACUUAUUUGUGAAACAUACAAGGGACCUAAACCAGAACCUUGCAAAGAAGAGCUGCUGCCUUCCUCUAAGCGAUGCUUCGCUCCAUAAAAUGUUUUUUAUCGCCAGUUUGUUUUAAAGGAAUAAUUAGUAUGCAUCUGAUUUGUUGAAGGAUGAGUGUGCCUUAUUUGCCAUAUUCUGUGCAAAAGGCUUUACCAUAACACUAAUUCUUCAAACAAUUUUCUUUACUGUAUAACACACCCAAAAAAGUCUGACUGGCACAGGGUAAUACACAGCACACAACCAUUGCAAGCAUUUAAAUGUCAGCUACACAAGUGCAAUAUAUACAAUAACUUGGCAUGUAGGAGAACUGUGUAAGGUUUGCAAAUUUAACAUAUGCACCAAACUGUCUUUGUAUCUGAUUAUCAUAAGUAAAAUGAUCAACUUGAUUCUCAUGUGACCAUGUGGCACAUGGUAAUAAAUAUUUUGUAGAAGUUUUU
Messenger RNA from Pomacea canaliculata, 1248 nucleotides. Its product is annotated as gamma-interferon-inducible lysosomal thiol reductase-like. The record is from RefSeq and is a predicted model, not a curated record. The transcript has 7 exons. Gene Ontology annotation, molecular function: oxidoreductase activity, acting on a sulfur group of donors, disulfide as acceptor. Lineage: Eukaryota; Metazoa; Mollusca; Gastropoda; Architaenioglossa; Ampullariidae. The coding region runs from base 101 to 859 and encodes 252 amino acids.